Molecule: messenger RNA, 1680 nt
Organism: Zychaea mexicana
Lineage: Eukaryota; Fungi; Mucoromycota; Mucoromycetes; Mucorales; Lichtheimiaceae
Product: cytochrome P450
Exons: 9
Coding region: 1-1623 (540 amino acids)
Molecular function (GO): iron ion binding; heme binding; oxidoreductase activity, acting on paired donors, with incorporation or reduction of molecular oxygen
Source: RefSeq, a predicted model, not a curated record
AUGACCAAAUUUACAGAUAAUUUUCUCAAACAAUACCAAAACACACCACCGCAAGUCAUAUCCAUCGCUAUGGCUGCAGGAAUUGCACUUUAUGGCAUGUAUCUAUUUGAUACAUAUCUAGCAAAACCAACAGGAAGCAAAUACAACGAGGACGGAAUAACUAGUCAAAAGCCGCCACAAGAGGUUCCUCUCGUACCUGGCGGUCUACCAUAUUUUGGUCAUAUAUUCCAGCUCCCGAGCGAAAUUCCUGCUUUUAAAUUUGAUGAGUGGCAUAGAAAAUAUGGACCUUUAAUCCGUAUAAAUAUGGGUAUCAAGUCGUGGAUUAUUAUUGGCGAUUCCGAUAUUGCGAAUGACAUUCUUAGAGUUAAAGGUGCGAUUACUUCUGACCGCCCGUUUCAUCUUUUCACAUCUCAAUAUGUUUCACUUGGGAAAAGAGGGAUGGUGUUUGCUGACGCAGAUAAGCGAUGGAAACAAAGUCGUGCGAUCGCACAAAGUCUCUUUGGACCCAAGGGAGUGUCGCGUAAAGUCCACACGUUCAAGCAAGAAGCAGAAUGGGUUUCGGAAAUGCUUUUAAAGGACACAUUGGAAAAUGGUCACGUGAAUAUACUCAAGUCCUUGCAAGUUGGCACACUGAACCUUAUCAUGCAAACAUUCUUCGCGAAAAGAGCAGAGUCAUUGGACGACCCCCUGGCAAUAACUAUGAUUGAUCUCACUGGGACAUCUAUUAAACUCAGUGCACCUGAUCAAGAUAUGCCGACAUUUCUGCCUGCAUUUUCAGCCUUAUUCGGCCCGUGGUUUAAGAGUAACGAGAAGGAGAUGCGCGAGUUUGUUCACGAAAAACGUGACCCGGUAUAUUGGCGCUUAAUCAGAGAAGCACUUGAGAGCGAUGAAGAUUGUUUUGUCAAAAUCUUAUACGAACUCAAGGACGAGAACGAAUUAGAAGAUGACGACAUUCUAUUAUUUGUUGUCGAUAUAAUUGAAGCUGGAACAGACACAACAGCAAUGACACUAUCGUGGGCUUUCGUCAUACUAUCGCAUUAUAAAGAUGUCCAAAAGAGACUCCAUACCGAGAUCGACAAAUUCAUUGCUGAGCAUGGCCGCUUGCCAGAGUACGAAGAAAGGGAGAACUUUCCAUUAUUGAUUUCUGUGCAGAAAGAAUGCAUGCGUUAUCGAACGACGGUUCCCUCCGGUAUUCCACAUGAAGUAACGGAAGACUUCGAAUAUCAAGGAUACCUGAUACACAAAGGUGCUGUGCUUUUAUCUAAUACUUACACUUUGAACUUGAGUGAAGCAUUGUACGACAAGCCGAGAGAAUUUGUUCCGGAACGUUACAUGCUGGAUCAGCGAACAUUAGCUGCUUCAGUAAGCUCAAGUGCCUCACGGGGUCGCGAUCAAUUUAUGUUUGGCUGGGGAAGGCGAACGUGUCCUGGAGUUCAUAUGGCUGAUGUAGAGAUGUUUUAUUUCUGGGUGCGGAUCUUGGCAACUUCAAUCAUUGAGCCAACAUUGGACCACCAAGGACAGCCAAGAUACCCAGAUUUGGAUUCUUAUCUUGACGGUGGAAUUACAUCUGCCCCAGGCGAUCCAUAUAUUCAAAUUGUUGAAAGACCUGAUCGACUUAUUUAACGACAGUUUUGACCGAUUGUCUUUCAAAUUUAUACUUGUCAUACACAUUUGCUCCAU